AUAAAUCGAUGUUUAGAAGAGGGGAAAGACACAAUAAUUAUGACUUACGUUACGCUGAAAGCAUGGGGUAAAAGCCUAGAUAUAGGCGGGGAAUUAACCAUUGAGGUCCAGUGCAAUGUAAGACAAGCUCUAGCGGACAGUGCCGGUGGUUAUGCGAUAAAUUUUCAACAGGACAGAUCAUCAGAUAUCAACGGAAUGAAUCUCCAUUUCAAACCAAUAGGACCAAGCAGUACGGUUGUUCUAAAUACACUAUCAAAAGGCCAAUGGGGAAAAGAAGUCCAGAUGCAAGAUGAAAACGUAAAACAGAUUUAUUUUGAGAACCCAUUCAAGUUAAAACUGAAAGCAAUAUCGAAAGAUACAAUUCACGUGUACGUGAAUGAUAAGUUCAAAGCCGAAUACGUAUGCACCAAUCAAGACAUAACUGAAACCCGAUACAUAGUUUUUCCGCCUUUUGUUUCAAUACAUCCAUUAUGAAUAAGGAACAGGCUUCAGUUUAACUUUCAGAAAAUUAGUUUAAAAAAGUAUUGAUGCACGAAUAGUCUGCAAACAAUUCAGUUCCUGGCUCCUAGCUUACGUUUUAACAUGUCUGACAUGAAAAAUUUCACUGUAUAAUUCGAAGACUAUUGAUAGUUCAAUGGAAUCCGAGAUUUUAAAGUAACGUGAAUUAGAUUUCAGUGUAACUAGAAAUUUUAAAAGAAAAUUUGUUUUGUCUGUUCUAUCAAUCUUUUGGAAAACCAUAAUUCUCAUGUUUUUGUGCUGUGUAAUAUAUUGCUUGUAAUAUGGUUCUAACACAAUAAAGCAAAAGAUACGUGUAUUA
Messenger RNA from Mytilus trossulus (common blue mussel), 817 nucleotides. RefSeq lists its product as uncharacterized. The transcript is spliced from 4 exons. The coding region runs from base 40 to 474 and encodes 144 amino acids. The record is from RefSeq and is a predicted model, not a curated record. NCBI's taxonomy places the organism in Eukaryota, Metazoa, Mollusca, Bivalvia, Mytilida, Mytilidae. Gene Ontology annotation, molecular function: carbohydrate binding.